CCACACAUAUAUUAAAGAAAAAUAAAUUAGCAGUAAAGAAAAUAUAGUCAAUCAAUAGGGAGAAGAGGAUAGUUGGGAUGGGACAGGACGAUAUUUAGAGCAGGAAGGGAUUUGUAUACCGGGCAGUGUGCAACCGCCAGAGCACUCAUCCACAGAGUUUUUUAGCAUUUGGGCUUUGGUAUGAGCAACAGAACAAAAAGGCACACAAAUACAAAUACAAAAAUACAGAUCUCGUCAUAAAACUAGAGAGGGAGAAGACGAUACAAGCUUUUACUUACUGUGUCAAUGCCUGCAGCCGCCUGCCUGUUUGUCUGCCUCUACUAUUUAACAAAGCUUUUUUUUUGUGGCCGCAGGAGAAUUGCCUGCCUGCAUUCUCUGCAGGUGCCAAUCCAGAGCCCUACCGAAUUUCAAUGCCGUGAGGGGGAGAACUAGAAGCCGUGCCUUUUGCAGCUCCUGCUUUUCCCCCACUUUUUAUAAUUUAUUUUGUUUGUCUUUAGCAGCCCUCCAUUUGUUUCUGCAGAUGUCUUGAAGGCGGUUUCGCCUUGAACAAGAAAAGAAAAAUACUUUACCGAAUGUUGGGAUCUGCAUGUACAAAAAAUAUAGUAUGUAAUAAUAUGUAUGUAUCAUAACUGCACGCAUUACAUAACAUUACAUUACCCACAACGUAUAUAGAGCUCUUCUUCAGAGGCCCAGGAAUGUGAUUCAAGGAGCGUCCGGCUGACGUUUAUAAAGAAAGGCUGGGAUUAAAAUAGGAUUUCUGUGUGAAGUAGUAUUGGGUUCUCCUGUAACGAUCUUGUGCUGCCUGCCCUUGGGAUUUUUCUUGGACCCCUAAAAUGGAUGUCGAAAAGGGCAAGCUUAAUAAGCUUUGGUCUGUGUGGGAUUUAUUUAAGGAUUUGAAAUGCGUUUUUGUUUAGCAGUUUGGUUGCCAUUUGGGAUCAAAGGGAAGUAAGUAGUAUUAGCUUCUGUUAUUGGAUCGACGGAUGGGAUGAACUCUCCAGCAAGUUCAGAGACGCCGCAACUCGAUCAGAGCUGGGGAUGGGAUCAUCAGCACCAUCAUCAGCAUCAGCAUAAUCAUCACCACCAGAGUGGGGGAGUGACGAUGUCUGUGGGGCUAGAACCCAGAGUAUAUCAGGACUACGACUGGGGUUCGAGUCCCAUGCUGGCAAUGAACGAUACAGAACGUAAGCCGCAGAUUAUGUCCGGAGCUCUGGUUGACAGUCACAGUCAGAGUCACAACAACAUAGGGCAGUACAAUGGGAACGGAGGUCAUGUAAAUCUGAAUGUUGUUGCUUUGAAUGGAAUGCUUUCUUCCCGUAUGUCCCAUGAUAGCAUCAUAGCUGCUGCUGCUGCAGCACAGCAGCCCAAUAAUCCUCUGGCUAGUUUGCUAAGUACCAGAGGGUAUGGAGGUGGCCCUGGGCAUCAUGUACUGGAGGGGAUUCGAUCCUCGUCUUGUCUGUUCGGGAACGGUCACAAUGUUUUCACUGGGUACAACGGCUGCAGUGAUUCACGGGCGGGUCUGGAAGAGCAGAGGCACCAUCUCCUAGGAAUGAUGAGUAUGGACCAAAAGAGUAUCUUCCACAACAUUGUGAAGCAUGAGGAUCUCUGCGCAGGAGAUUUCCAGGCGAGAAUCGGGCUCAACUUAGGGGGUAGGACAUAUUUUUCCACAGAAGACAAUAUUGUGAACAGGCUAUACAAAAGGGCUCGGGCUAUUUCCCCCGGCUCGCAGGUGCCCAGAUGUCAAGCAGAGGGUUGCAAGGCGGAUUUAAGUAAUGCCAAGCACUACCACCGGCGCCAUAAAGUAUGCGAAUUGCACUCCAAGGCGCCCACUGUUGUAAGCGGCGGCAUUAGCCAGCGCUUUUGCCAGCAAUGCAGCAGAUUCCAUGUCUUGGCUGAAUUCGACGAGGGCAAACGAAGCUGCAGAAAAAGGCUUGCGGAUCACAAUCGACGGAGAAGAAAACCUCAACCCAAUACCACUCUGAAUGCCUCCAAUGGAGAAGCUCCCACCGCCGCUGUUUCGCCUGUGAAGGCCGCUGAAGCCGAUCAUGACACCAAUAGCGGAAGCAAUCAGUCAAAUGUGCACUCAGAUUCCAUUCCGAGGACAGAAGCGCAGGCUUUGCUUACUGGAAUUUCUCUAUCUCCAUCGUUACCUCUGGUUCUGCACAACGGCAAUGCGAAAGAACAGUAUUUGCAACAGUCCAGUCCAAGUCUGUCUCGAAGUGAAAUGGGUAUCGACUAUUCGAGGCAAACCUCAGCGGAAAAGUACAACGGGCUCGAAAUUGCAAUUCCAUGGCUGAAAUCAGCAGAUUCGGGCUCUGAAUUCGGUCGAUCUGAGAAGAACAACAGUCCCAGUGGUGGGCAAGUUUCAGAAUCUGGAGCAAGCACUUCUCCUGUUCAGGUCUUUUCAUCCAUUCAAAGCCUUCUCCCCAAUCUGCAAUCUUCUGCAGAACUCGGGAGCUCAGAAUGGAUGAUGAGCGGUAACCUGCCGGCCGGCUCCAAUAAUGCUCGGAACCAGCAGCAUUAUGGAUCGGCUGAUCUCAACCUUCAGGCCAAUUUUGAAGGCCAGCAUAUGCUUAGCUUGCAAGAGAAAAAUGUGGGUGAUGGAAGAGGCCGCCAAAAUGCUCAGAAUGCAGUGGAGUAUUUGUCACAAGGAGGAUUGAACUCCAAACCUGCAGUAGAUGGGCAUUCCGAGGGCUUCUCGGGGAUCCAAUCGUUCAGAUCUCUUGGGCAGUCAAUGUAUCAGAACAUUUUGUGAAUCGGGAGGAGGCAUUAAAGCACCCGGUUAAAUAUCAUUCAAGAUAGUAUUCAGGUUUUCCCCUAGGGCAUAUUUACUACUUUAUUCUGAUUUCCAGAUAUUUUCAUUGGAAAUAGCGAAAAUUAGGAGACAAGCUUUAAUGGCAGCACUGCCUGUAUAGGAUUUUAUUUCACUUAAGAGUUCCUAUAUAGCUCCGCACAUAUUCUCAUU
Messenger RNA from Cryptomeria japonica (Japanese cedar), 2962 nucleotides. RefSeq lists its product as uncharacterized. Lineage: Eukaryota; Viridiplantae; Streptophyta; Pinopsida; Cupressales; Cupressaceae. The transcript is spliced from 3 exons. The coding region runs from base 986 to 2752 and encodes 588 amino acids. The record is from RefSeq and is a predicted model, not a curated record. Gene Ontology annotation, molecular function: DNA binding. Gene Ontology annotation, cellular component: nucleus.